Molecule: messenger RNA, 948 nt
Organism: Pocillopora verrucosa
Lineage: Eukaryota; Metazoa; Cnidaria; Anthozoa; Scleractinia; Pocilloporidae
Source: RefSeq, a predicted model, not a curated record
GCCAAACUAUCAUGGCGGCGAGCCCAAACUUACCAGAACUUGGCGGAUAUGACUACGAGUUCACGGGCAAAGUUCCUGAUAACUGUGAAUGUCUCGUGUGCCAUCUACCAAUGAAGGAUCCAGUUCAGAUUGUAGGAUGUGGACACAGACUCUGCAACAUCUGUAUGGAAUCACUCUUGCGACGCCCCUCGCCAUUGUGUCCAGCAGAUAGGGAACCAUUGUCACGUGACAAGAUAUUUCCAGAUUCUGCCCAUCGUCGCGAGAUACUGGAUCUGACCGUGAAAUGUCCUCAUUUUGGAUGUUCAUGGACUGGAGAACUGCGUGCUGUUGAGAAACACCAGUCAGAAUGCCUGUUGAAAGAAGUGCUAUGUUCAAACUCAGGAUGUACAGAGAGGCUUACCAAGAAAGACAUGACGGUUCACGAAUCAUUUGAAUGUUCUUGGAGGAAAAUCAGCUGUGAACAUUGUCAAGAAUCAUUCGUCUUUCAUGAAAAGCGGGACCAUUUAGAAGUUUGCCCAAAGUUUCCUGUUCAGUGCACCAAUAACUGCGGCCUUGGAGCGAUUCCACGAGAAAAGCUUGAGGUUCACAUUCGCGAUGAAUGUCCCGAAACUGAAGUCCACUGUGAAUACAGAAACUUAGGAUGCGAGGCUAUGUUUGCACGAUCAAACACCAGUUCGCAUUCAAGGUCCCAAGUUGAACGUCACUUAAGUCUAGCCCUCCAUUGCCUCGACGCCAAUCGGUUGCAGGUUAAUGAUCUAGUCAGCAUUGUCAAGGAACAGUCACAGCAAACAGAAUGAUUGGUGGUCCAAGUUAAGGAACAGUUACAGCAAAGAGAACGAUUGGAGGCCCAAGUUAAAGAACAAUCACAGCAAUCAGAACGACUAGAAGCCCAAGUUAAGGAAGAAUCACAGCAAAGAGAACGAUUGGUGGCCCAAGUUCAUAAACAGU